Messenger RNA from Lates calcarifer (barramundi perch), 8498 nucleotides. It is a transcript of the gene mag, whose product is annotated as myelin associated glycoprotein. The record is from RefSeq and is a predicted model, not a curated record. NCBI's taxonomy places the organism in Eukaryota, Metazoa, Chordata, Actinopteri, Centropomidae. The transcript is spliced from 18 exons. The coding region runs from base 371 to 2320 and encodes 649 amino acids.
CUGGAGGACUGAUUUUCAUAUGGGAGGGGUGAUGGUGAUGGUGAUGAUGGUGGCGGCAGUGGGGAGGGCAGUUUAUUCCCCACCGUUGGGGCUUGGUACAGAGAGUGGCGAGAGGUCUUGCUGGCGACAGGCUGGUGUGGCGCUUUGCGUGUGAGUGUAAGAGGGACGGCUGCUGGCACUGGUCACACAGGAGGUGGUGAACGCUUGCAGUUCGGUCACAAUCACCUACACAGAGAAGAAGGCUGCCAGGCUGUCUGGGUGUGAGUGAACACCCCCUAGCGGAGCUGCUGACAAGCUUUCCUGCAGAGCUUCUGUCUGUCUUCACCAUCAGCAUUUCAAGAGGUCUAUGGUCCAGCAUUGAGCAGAGACCAUGUGGUGUUUGGAGCUGCUCUUAACACUGCUGUUGAUCAUCAACGAUGCCAGUAGCCAGUGGAACGUUUGGGUACCUCGGGACAUCUCGGCCAUGACAAACUCCUGCGUGGUCAUCCCGUGCACCUUCAUGUAUCCGUCUGGCAUCAGGCCGUACCGUGGCAUUCACGGUAUCUGGUACUUUGGCCAGCCCUACCCUCAACUCUUCCCUCCUGUAGUCUUCAAAUCACGCACGGACGUUGUGCAUGAGAGCUACAAGGGCCGCACCAAGCUGCUGGGUGAUCUGCACCAGAGGAACUGCACUCUGCUCAUCAACAACAUUGGCACAGAGCACUCAGGGAGAUACUACUUUCGUGCUGACCUCGGUGGAGCCAACAUGUACACAUACCCAGACUUUGCUGAGCUCAAAGUCCUUGAUCAACCCAACAUCGAUGUCCCAGAGGAGAUUGUCAGUGAUGAGAAUCUGGAGUUGACGUGCUACGCUCCCGACAACUGCCCCGACAUGACUCCAGAGAUCCAGUGGAUGUACACUGACUACCUGCCUGAUCCGGAGUUCUCUUCUGACUACCUGGAAGAGAGCAACACAGCGGUACUCUCCAGCACCCUCACCUUCGUACCCAGACCCAUGCACAACGGACAGCUCCUGGGCUGCAGGGUCUACUACCCCAACACCACAUUGGUCUAUGAGAGGCUCAUCUCUCUAGACAUCAAGUAUGCUCCACGCUCGGUGUGGGUCAAUGUGUCCUCAGAGGUGAUGGAGGGCAGCUCUGUGAUGCUGCACUGCGAGGUGGACAGUAAUCCUCCCUCCCGGAUUUCCUGGAUGUUUGGAGACCAGGAGCUGCUGUGGGACACAGCGUCAAACAUCUCGCUUUCCCUGGAUGACGUGACGCCUGCACAGGAGGGAAUCUACACCUGCGUCGGGGACAAUGGCUAUGGCAUGAUGAACACCUCACUCUACCUGGCUGUCAAGUACCCUCCCCGUGAGCCUCUGGUAAACAACUCUAUGACAGUACAAGAGGGUACCUCGUUGGCACUGCACUGCAGCACCCAGGGCAGCCCGGCCCCGACCCUCACCUGGUUGAAAGACGGAGAGCUGGUGGGCACCAUCACCGCCGACGAGCUGUCGGUGCUGGAGAUCAUGGAGAUCACACCGCAGGGAGAUGGACAGUACCGCUGCCUGGCCGAGAACGAGCACGGCCGAGCCAGCAGCUCCCUCAACAUCACUGUUGAGUAUGCCCCAGUCCUUCUGGAGGAGUCAAAGUGCACAGUGGUGAGGGAGGGUGUCCAGUGCGUCUGCAUGGCCACAGGAAACCCAGAGCCCACCAUUGAGUUCUACCUGCCCGACCUGAACAUCACCAUCAACGAAACAGACGGCCGGUACAACUUCUACACACACACAGACGGACACACCUCCACAGGCAUGAUCAAGCUGCGGGAGAAAGGAGAGCGGGUUGACAACGGCGGCCCUGCCGUCAACGUCCACUGCAGCAUCUACAACAUGUACGGGAGGGAGAGCGUACUUCUGGAGCUACAGCAGGAGAAAAAGUACAUGAUGGCAGUUAUAGUUGGCACCAUCGGAGGAGUGGCGGUCAUAGCCUUCAUCAUUGCAGCAGUGAGAUAUGUUGGCCACAACAACAAGAAAGAGAAUGGCAACCCUAGGCAGGACGUGGUCCUGGAGAACCCAGCUUUGUACUACAGCGCAGUCAAGAAGGACAAACAAAAUCUGAGGAAGAAAGUGCUUAAGACAGAGCUGUUGGGCUCAAAGUUUAACUCCAUUCUAGAGGAGACUACGGGAGAAGACGGGGAUUAUCAACCUGUGGGCUCGAUGGCAGGACUGGAGAGGCAAGAGCUGAAUUAUGCUGCUCUGGAGUUUAUUGGGGCCAGGUCCAGGGAGGGGGCCUCAGGGAGGGGGGAUGACGGCAGCAACUACACGGAAAUCAAAGCCAAAUGAAUCGCGAUCCUUCCCUGAUCCCUCGGCUAUGCGAGACGCAGUGGCAACCCCGUAUCACACACAUCUCCUGCCCCAUAAACUCUAUAAUAACCCCACCUCCUCCUCUGGAUUUCACUCUGCAUACGAUGACUCCUCGUUUCUCAUCUCUUCAGAUUUGUCACUUAUAACGUAUCACUUGAUGCCAGUACUCCCCACCCCCUCAUGCUGCCCCUCCUCCAUGGGAUGCCCCUUCAUAUGCCACCAUAUGGAAAAACUGGUACUUUUUGGGUCUGACCAUGACCCAGUGGACAAUGUAAAAGAAAUUAUUUAAAUUUCUAGCCUCAGUUGUAAUACGUGGGCUCUAAAACAUGCAGUGUUAACAAGCGACCUUGUUUUUGUUGCUUCCUCCAUGUUCUUCAUUGUGAUUGUUGAUGUUAUUGUCAAAUGACAGACAUCUGUGCUCGCAUCCAUCUCACCAUUCGCUCUACAUCUGUCUCUUGUAACUGUCACUGUGUCUGCUGCCAGCCAAAGCAUCGGGGCAAGGAGUAACCGUGCUUUCUGUUCUCUUAUCUUUGUGCGUGUCUAUCGACUGAGAGCAAACCCUCUCCUCUCUUUCCUUUGGUUAACUUCAUCCUGAGAAGAUAACUGACUGAGGCAGGAGUUGGAAACACAUCUCAGAAUCUUGUUUCCGCAUAAUUGUAUUUAAUGUGUGCUGUGACUCAGUAGCCUCUCAUAAUAAACGAGAAAAAAAAAUGUCACCAUCACUUUUGAUAGUAAUUGAAGAGGUUUUGUAAAUUAAAGUGAUACACCGUUCGGUUCUGCAAAAAUGUCACAGCUUCUUUCCAGCAUCCAACUGUAGAAUGUGUUGAGAUCUUUUGGGAAUUUCCUGCACCGUGGCCAACGCAAAAUGUCUGUCUCAUCUUCUACUUCUUCUGCCUAAGGCGUGGGGGCCUAGCUCUGUGAUUGAUCUGGAAAAAAAAGACCUAAAAAGCACAUCAUACUUGCUUGUGAGCAGCCAAAGUGGUAUCUCUUUUAGACAAUGUGUGUGUGUGUGUGUGUGUACGCGUGUGUGUUCAUAUCGUGCUGAAAGAUCACAGGACACUGAUCUCUGGGGUCUUUGGGAAGUUCAAGUAUCACUUCACUUGAGAAGCUGAUGCUUUUUUUUUUUUCUUUCUCUCGUGGGGGUGCAUCAGAUGUUUGAUAACCAGCCAGCUGGUUGUGCUAUUCAAAGACAUUUGAUCAACCCAUGAUGUAAUAUCAGAGCUCACUAAUAGUCUAACUUGAUAAUGAUGGUGUCAAUAAUGUAUUAAUAAGAUGUAUAUUGAUAGGGAGAGGGAUGCCAGUAUGUACAGUAAAUACCAUGCAUGAGUCUUUUGCCAGCAGGCACACAUGAUUUAAGUAUUGAACUAUGAUGAAAAAGCCAGUGUGGCAAAUUGAAAACAUCAUUCAACAUCACAACAUCAUUGCCAUACAUCAUUCAACCACUCCGACUGAACACUGUCUUGAUAUGAGCUUAGAAAACAGCACCCAGCCUCUAGCUAGUUUACACUAUAGCGUAGUCAAAGUCAAAUCAGAGGCAAUGUUUACAUGCAGGGAGUAACCUUGUUAUUCACUGUGAUUGCAGUUGAUUUAAGUAUAAUACCUGCUGUGUUAACCCAUGUUUUCUAUUAAUCAUUAAAGGGGUGCAGCAGCAAUUUAUUAUUGUGCUUCUGUUAAAGUGAAUGACUCACAAGAGACAGAUUUUUAAAACAAUGGUCAAAUCGAAGCUGAAAGUCCGGAUUCUUAGUCCUUCUUAUAGGUUUAAUCUCCAAUAACGCUGGAUCCUACAUCACCGAAAAUGCAGCCAAUAGUAUAUUUUUAUUAAACCUUCCCUGCUGGUUAAAUGCCCACGUCUCUCAAACUCCAUGUGUGUGGUUAACUCUUAACUCGCUGUCUGCAAUAAAUGUGAUAACCAUGAUGAUAUCACCAGGGUUUGUUUUCUCAGACUUCAUAAAGCUAAUCCAGAGCCACGGAGGACAUUACACAAUUGUUUCCUCGGGCUGAGCAGUACUGUCCAUGACUGAUAACUGACAUUUAUGUUAGUAAGUCAGGGGAGUUCCCCUCUAAUAUACAUGGAGAGUCUAAACCGUCUGAAGAAGCUACCACUCUGCUUCUUCCACUCCCACUCCAGCCUACUUCUUUCACUUUGCAUCAUAUCUUGCAGGACAUACGCCUCCGUUUCUUCUCAAAGUCACACUGCAGCCUUAACUGACCUUUAAUCUUAGUGGGUCUGUGUUCACAACAUAUGUUGUGAAAAGGCAAAUUGAUAUUUACUAAUUGAUAUUUGAUCGUAUGAUGGAUUACUUUAACACUGUAAGUUAAGAUAAACAAUGUUUUUGUCUAAGUGAAUCAUGUAAAACAAUUACCUAGUCAGUUUUCUCUGGAAGAAAUGAGCUACAGAUUGACUUUCAAAAAACCAUUUACUUCAUUGUGUUGAACAUUGAAUUUCCUUUCCACAACAGACAUCGACAUACUUUGCAUGUGUCGAUGUUGAUAGAGGGCUCAAGUGGAAAGUAAAAUCUGGCGGGAGAUGUGCAAUCAUCUCUUCAUGAAGACUGAAAUUACUUUUGAUACACAUUCAACGACCAAGCCUUUAUAAAUUUAUGUUAUGAAACAACAUUGUACUGCAGCUGCCUCAUUUAACAUCAUAGAUUAAGUUAAUCAAGACAGCGGCAUGUCUCUGUGAGCUGUUCAUAAUUGGUUUAACAGUCAGCGUGAUUCCAAAAUACAGCAAAGGCUUCUGAUUGUGGGAACUCCUUGUAGAGAUCGACUGUUCCUAGGCAGCAAUGGCAAAAUGAAAACAACACAAUUACACCAUUAGGAAUACUUAAGCUGUUCACAGGAACCCAAUUGAAUCUCUCUCUGUAAAAACCCCUGUUUGAUAAACCAUGUUGAUGAAGCGUCAGGUUGCCUCUGACACGGGGCAAAAAAUACUAGUAUAGAGGAUAUUUUUUCUGACAUCAAACGACACCCAUAAUGCUGUGAGGUGUUGGUCUGAGUGUGUAAACUAGAAGUGAAAGACCUGAGAUAUUGCUUAACAGAUGCUCAUCAAUGUUACACAAUAUGUGAGUGCUACUUACACACUCCAAGACAAGACAGCAGUUCUCUGUGCAUGUAAACAAAGCUAGUGUCAACCUGCUAUUUUGAUUCACGUUAAGCUUUUAUUGAGACAUUGUUCUGUUGACUUGAUGUUGGAGGGUUUCAGAUACAGUAUGCUGGCUAGUGUUCAUAAACUGCCUGUAUGCACAAUAUCAAUAACCGGUUCCUGUCUUUAAAACACCUCAUGUGGGGAGGUUAUUUUUUAUUUAUUCAUUUUUUUUAAAGUAGAAAUAUCAAAUAAGUCUUACCUAAUCUUUUGGCUGUGUGUUGUAAAGCAAAUUUGUAUGUACUAUACUUUGUGGUGAUCAUAAUUAUUAUUAUGGAAAGUUUUUUUUCUACAUAUAUGAUUGACACAAUAAUUCCGAUCAGGGUUUAGCAAUCCCUCUGCAAAUUAGCACUGUUAAUGACAGUAGGGUUUCUGCAAUGAUGUACUUUGCUUGCUUUUGUUUUAAACAACUCCUUCACACCUCAAGCAAAUUCAUCUGUCUUCAGUUCCAUGCAAACAUAAAUAAAGUAAAAACACCAUAAAAUGGAAACAGUUGGUUAUUGUUAGAGAACAAACUGUGAAGCGUCUGUUUCUCGUGCUGUCGCUUGUUUUUGUGUGGUUGAAUGAACAAAAGAGAAAAAAAUUGACCUCCUCUUAAAAAGCAGUUUUACAUGCUCAAAUUAAAACAUCAGCCCUCACAUACAAGGCUUUGGGGAGUUUAAUCUGGAUUUACCAAUCUUACAAUGUUGUUUGGUAGUAUUACAUAUUUAGAGUCUGUGUUGUUUUGUGGGUGAGUACGGGUAAGGACAUCAAUAAAGCACAUACAGUGUAGGACUUGAAAGAUUUACUCAUUCCUAUGUCUUCAAAUAUACAUUUUGCAAUUUUAUCUGGGCCUGAAGAACAACAGGGUGAUCGUUGGAAUAAAACUUAUGACCUGGCAGUUUUAGGGAUGGCAGUGUUGAUCCAUUAUUUCCACCACUGAAAUAUCUCAACAACUAUUGGAUAGUUUCAUCAAGUUUUGUGCAUGUAUUCAUCAUAAAUCGUGAUGGCUUUGGUGAUCCCUUGACUUUACAUCUUACACCACCAUGAGGUUGACAUUUCUGGGUUUGGUUUUGAGUGAAAUGUCCCAAAAAGCUUGGAAUAGGUUUCCCUGAAAUUUGGCGCACACAGGGUGAACAGUGAGCAUGUGAUUGUGAGCGUGUUAGCUGUAUGAUAGACAUUCUGUGUCACUGUGUAGGAUAAGUAAAAGAAUUGUCACUCAGUUGUAGCCUGGCUGAACAUAACCAGCAAUUCAAAGUAUGAACAGGAAGUUUCCAUAUUCACAGUCUGUGAUGGCCAAAUAACUACAGCUCAAUCAUUUUUACAGUGACUUCGUGAGAAUCCUUCUUGUCAGAUUUUGCAGAUGUUUGAAAAAAACAGAGGUUCUGUCCUCAUAUAUGUCCUAAACAUAUAUAUUGUACAUAAUAUAAUAUCAUGAUAUUAUAACUGUAUUAAAAUAUGGCAGUCUGAGCAGAGGGAGAGUAGUCAGCAGCAUGACAAAAACUUCCUUAAAAGUUUAAGCACAAGGAGGGAACAAGUGCAGUUUAGUCACUCUGCAGAGCUCACUGUGAGGAGGAGAGACCAGAAGGACGAGACAGAAAGAGGAGUGAUCUGAGUUCCUGUAGCCUUUCUGUCAGCUGUCUGGCCAUUGUCUGCUGAUCUCUCUCAUCAACAAGGUGCAUCAGCGUGGGGAAGAACACACUGUCAAAAUAAUUUCUGUUUCACUCUGACUGAAGGAGAAAUAACAGCAGAGGCUGGAAUUUGUGUUGUGAUACCGUGCACUUUCACUACUGAUUUGAACCCCAAACUAUAGUUUGGUACAAAUGUGAACCAACUAAACAACAAUGUCAUGAUUCAGGCAUGAUAUUCCACUCAGAUAAGAACAUAAAGAUUCAGCCUGAGUUUGGAGGACGAGUGUCUCUGUUGGAGCCUGACGUGAGUCAGAAGAACUGCAGCAUCAUCAUCAAUGACCUGAAGCAGUCAGACUCUGGAUCAUAUCAAAUAUAAAGUUAAUGGUAUCAUAUUUCGGAUAGCAGACGGAUUUACAUGCUCCCAAAGGGCAACUGUCUCAGUUAAAGGGUGCUCACCUGAUUCCAUUCAUGGACUAAUCUCCCAUCAGUUCUGAGUCAGAAGCCCACAGUGAUGGUUCCUCCUCUGACAGAGGGACAGCAGACCACACUGACCUGCACUGUUCCUGGUCUCUGCUCUGGAUCUGAUCCUGAAAUCACCUGGAUGUGGAGAGGAGCAGGAGAGAAGAACUCUCACAUCACAGAAAACAUCACAGCCAAUCAGGGAUGAACCUCAACUCUGACCUUUAACCCUUCAGCUGAACACCACAGCACAGAGGUCACCUGUAAGGUCAACUUCAGAGGAGACAGUGACUCUGAAUGUGAGCUAUCAUCAUGGACUGAAUGUGGCUCCUUUCUUGGCUGUUGCUGUUAUAUCUCUCAUUGUGAAUGUCGUCUUCAUAAUCUGCUUUGUGUUCCUUUGGAACUCAAGGAAGAAGGUGAAACCAAAUGAAGAGGACAGAACUUACAUGUCACUGCAGAAAACAGGAACAUCACCAGAGUACGAUGUUAUUGGGCAGCCUCUGAACUGAUAAAUGUGUCUUUAUAGAAGAGCGGCUGUGGCUCAGGAGGUAGAGCGGUUCACCCACCAACCAGAAGGCCAGUGGUUCGAUCCCCGGCUCCUCUACUCUGUUUACUGAAGUAUUGUUGGGCAAGAUACUGAACCCCAAAUUACCCCUGAUGUAUCAUCAAUGUGUGUGUGUGUUAGAGCACUUCAUAUGUAUAGAGGAAGUGCUGAGUGAAUGUCAGGUGUACUGUAAAGCACUUUAAAUGGUCAGUACUAGAAAAGCACUAUAUAAGUGCAGUCUGUUAUCAUUCAGCUCCACCCUUUAAAUUAACAUUCAACAUAACAUUUUCAUAUUUUUUCCAUCUUAACUGUAUUACUGAUAAAUGCUUUGGUAAUUAAUAGACAAUUUACAGAAAUAAUAUUGUUCUGUUUUAUUUUAAAGUAAAGUCAAUGCUCACUGAA